Messenger RNA from Notothenia coriiceps (black rockcod), 1152 nucleotides. RefSeq names its product la-related protein 6-like. The record is from RefSeq and is a predicted model, not a curated record. Gene Ontology annotation, cellular component: nucleus. Bases 1 to 1152 code for a protein of 383 amino acids. The transcript is spliced from 3 exons. Gene Ontology annotation, molecular function: mRNA binding. NCBI's taxonomy places the organism in Eukaryota, Metazoa, Chordata, Actinopteri, Perciformes, Nototheniidae.
AUGAGUAAUCCGAUUGGAGAUGAUGCCCAAUCUGCCCGGGAUGAAGAAGACUGUGAAGGUGAGUUGCUCUGCUUGAAGAUUAAGGCCCAGUUGGAGGAUUUGUUCACCGACAGCCACCUGGCCGAGGACGGCUUCCUGCUGAAACAUGUGCAGAAGAACAAGCAGGGCUUCGUCAGCCUCAAGCUCCUCACUUGUCUGAAAAAGAUAAAGGUCCUGACCACAAACUGGUACAUGACUCUGGCAGGAGCAGAGUACUCCGAGCUCCUGGAGGUGAACGAUGAAGGCACCAAAGUGAGGCGGAUGGAACCGCUUCCCAAGAGGCUGCUGUGUUCCCCCACCAGCAAGCUGCUCCUCGCCUGGAACUCUUCUGUGGAGAAUUCAACCGGAGACAAUGGAUCAUCCCGAGGCCUGGAGCAGGCUUUCCUCUCAAAGAGCAUCCUCCAGAAGUUCAGCGUCCAUGGCGGGAUUAUUUCAUCCUGGAUCCUGCAUGCUGGCGAGGAGCUUCCCAAGGAGCUGCAGUGCUACGCCAAGCGCCACAAAGAGCUCGGCCAACAACUGUGUGUAGUGGUGAAGUUUAAUCAUUUGGAGGAAGUUCGUAAGACCUACAGCGCCCUGAAAGCAGAGGAGGAGAAGUCUGGCGGUGACGGCAUACACGUGGUGCCUUUGGGAUUCCAGUCGAUGCACUACAUCAACAGGGGGGAAUCAUCAGAGGGAACCAACGAGAUCAGACCUGAGGACACACCUUCCCAGGAACAUCAAACCCCAGAGGAUUCAGUCAAGGAGGACAAAACAUCUCAGUCCCAGAAGUUUGUGGAAAACUCUGUGCAAAGAACCUUGGAGCAGAUCUCCAGCAACUGGAACAGCAAGUCCCUCUCCGGUCUGAAUCCGAGGCACAGCAAGAGGAACUGGUGCUCUGGAGACAGUGACACAGAGAGCUCUCAGAGCCCCUGGGUGCUGAGGCGCAAAUUUGCAGCCAGUGUAUUAAACCCCAAGGUGGCGCUGCACAUGAACGCGCACUGCCCGAUGCAGACGGUGGUCCGUCAGCCCCUCGGCCCCGACAGCACCAAGGGCUUUCAGAGCAGAAGGAGGCCGCUGCUUCAGGGGGAGCGCACACUCUCUCUGGGAAGCAGAAAGACCGCCUGUGCAGAUUAA